AUGUCUGCUGCCGCCCCCGCCGCCGCUGCUCCUCCUAAGGACUUCCUCUCGGGCCACCCCGGUCACCUCGAUGAGCACCAGACCGAGAUCCUCGCCCAAUUCCGUAAGGAGCUCGUCGAGGAGGGCCUGAUUCCCGCCGACAUGGAGAAGGCGAAGAACGAGGUCGUCGGAUACGACCGUUACGACGACAAGACGCUUCUCCGCUUCCUCCGCGCACGCAAGUUUGACCUUGUCAAGGCCAAGCUCAUGUGGGAGAUUAACGAGAAGUGGCGCAAGGAGUUCGGUACCGACGAGAUUGCCAAGAACGGCUUCCCAUACCCCGAGGCCAUCGAGGUCGACAAGUACUACCCACAGUUCUACCACAAGACGGACAAGGACGGACGGCCAGUCUAUAUCGAGCAGAUGGGCAAGCUCGACAUCACUGCGCUCUACAAGGCCACCACCCAGGACCGUCAGCUGCACCACUUGGUGGACGAAUACGAGCAGUUCCUCGGCAAGCGUCUUUCCGCGUGCUCGGAGGAGGCCGGCCACCUCAUUGAGACGUCGUGCACCAUUCUCGACCUCAAGAAUGCUGGUAUCUCGACCUUCUACAAGGUCAAAGACUACGUGUCGGCCGCAUCGACAAUUGGCCAGAACUACUACCCCGAGACCAUGGGUUUCAUGUUCAUCAUCAACGCUCCUUACCUCUUCUCCACAGCCUGGUCUAUUAUCAAGCCGUGGCUCGACGAGGCAACGCAGCGCAAGAUUCACAUCCUCGGCAGGAACUACAAGGCCGAGCUGCUGCAGUACAUUCCGGCCGAGAACCUCCCGGUCGACCUUGGAGGUACCUGCCAGUGCCCUGGCGGGUGCUCGCUGUCCAACGCUGGACCGUGGAACAAGACUCUGGCGACGGCUUAG
This is a messenger RNA of Cutaneotrichosporon cavernicola, 897 nucleotides long. RefSeq lists its product as uncharacterized. The coding region runs from base 1 to 897 and encodes 298 amino acids. The transcript is spliced from 5 exons. The record is from RefSeq and is a predicted model, not a curated record. NCBI's taxonomy places the organism in Eukaryota, Fungi, Basidiomycota, Tremellomycetes, Trichosporonales, Trichosporonaceae.